AUGAGUGCUAUCCCAGACGAGUGCCCGCCAGGCGGCUUCGGCUCGGAUGAAUGCAAUCCCGAUACCGGUCCGGCAUGCCCUUCCGGAAAGGCGUGCGUGGAGAUCGUGCAAAUGUUUUGUGGUGCGCAAUUCCGGUGCGUUGAUUAUGCAGGAUGCCAGGCACCUAUUACGCCUGUCACGUUCAUCAGCACCGUUAUCGGCUCUACCCCAGUGUCAAAUCCAACUCCGUAUACAGUUCCACCAGAGUCCAGCAGCACGAUAACAACGCCUUCCGAGUCCUCCUCCACAGCCGAGCCUCUGGCGACUGCCGGAUCAUGGAGCUUCGUUGUUCAGGACUCCCUCUUCUGGAAAUUCCCAGACACGCUCUACGCUGAGAAUCCAGCCUGGCUACUCAAGGACUCCAACGGCGACGUGACCAUCAACACAGCGUGCAUCACGAAUUCCGAGUUCGACCUCACAGAAGACCGAGUGCCUUUCGUCGCUGGGGCCGAGCUCGAAUUUACAUUUGGCCAGGACCUGCCAACGCUAGAGGAUAUUUGCUGCCUUGAUGUCUGGGGAAGCCCGGGUUGCGCAGGCCCACAUAUGCAGUGGUGUAGGCAGCAGUUGCUGAACCCGGGGGGCACUGCCUCGUUUGAUGUUCUAUCGUGGAAGGUUUCGAACUGUAACAGUUUGUAUACAGGCUGA
Molecule: messenger RNA, 684 nt
Organism: Trematosphaeria pertusa
Lineage: Eukaryota; Fungi; Ascomycota; Dothideomycetes; Pleosporales; Trematosphaeriaceae
Exons: 1
Coding region: 1-684 (227 amino acids)
Source: RefSeq, a predicted model, not a curated record